Molecule: messenger RNA, 2178 nt
Organism: Papaver somniferum (opium poppy)
Lineage: Eukaryota; Viridiplantae; Streptophyta; Magnoliopsida; Ranunculales; Papaveraceae
Exons: 2
Coding region: 956-1720 (254 amino acids)
Source: RefSeq, a predicted model, not a curated record
AAAAAAUCCCCUAAAGUGAGAAAUGAAAGCCCUAAUUGUGUAAAGGCUCUUCUGUAUUCACUGCAUAUUCUGUGUAAUUUCUUUCUUUCUGAAGGCUACAGUCAAAGAUUUCACACCAUGUUCUCUGUAAUUUGUGGUAUUAUAAAUUGGGUUAGCAAGAGGAAAAGAGUGAUGAUCGAUGAAGAAGAAGAGCAGCAGCAGCAGCAGAAGAAGAAGAAGCAAAAAAAGAUUUCUUCAUCUUCUUCUCCAUAUCUUCCUCAGGAAUUAGUAGUGGAGAACAUUUUGACCAGAUUAUCAGUUCGGGAUGCACAGCUCGGUUCACUUGUGUCAGUAAGUACUGGUACAAUUCUAUUGUUAAUGACAAGGGAUUUGCUAGGUCUCAUUUAGCUCAUCAACAGAAGAAGAUGAAUAGCACAAAUUUAUCCUUUAGUCUCCUUAACGUAGAUGAUAAUCAUGAUUAUGGGAUAGCAAAUUACUUUUUCAAUUUACAAAAGGAUAGCCAUAAUCAACAUGAUAGCAAUAUUAAUUUUUACAAUUUUGAAUUAAUAAUGGGAUCAGAAUCACCACUAGUAGCGUAUGAAUCAGUAGGUAACUGUAAUGGUUUAGCUUGUGUGAAACGGGCGAGUCAACCUGGUUAUUACGAUGAAGAAAUUACUGUCAUUAAUCCAUUUAGGAGUGAAACACUUACCCUCAUUACUGAGAUUGGGGGAGGAGGAGGAGGGGGAUCAUUAGAACAUUUAUGUCAAGGUUUUGGUUUUGAUUCAUCGUCACAAGAAUAUAAGGUUGUACUUAUUUAUACAAAAACCUCUGAAAUCUCACCACCACCAGGUUGUUCUCCUUUUCCAAGUCGAAUGGUGACAAGAAUUUGGAAAAAUACACAUAAAUCAGCCACCAUUGUGGGGGUGAUCUUUUAUGGAGGGUAACUAAUACUUGUGAUGGUGGCAUUGAGACCGAAAUGUUGCUCUUGUUCGACAUUCGUAAUGAGAAAAUUCAGCUCAUUCGACUCCCAACUAGAUGUAAUUCUCUGGUCCGGGCGAUAUAUGAGGAUGCUUAUUUAGAGGUUGUUCAUCAUCUUUUGGAGUUUAAAGGAUAUCCUUGUGUUGCACGUUCCGAAAAGAUAAUGAUGACCGAGAGAGUACACCCUCGCCGUUGUAAGACUAGAUUUUGUGGUUACGGUUUUAAGGUCCAUCUGUAUAUAUUGAAGGACAAAGUCAAGCAGAAGUGGAUAGAGGAGGAAACUUUUGAUGUUAAAAUGAAGGAGAACAGCGUAUUACAAGAUCCCUUUUGUCGUUUCUUUGGCUAUUCUACUAAUGCUAAUACUGGUAACAAUCAUCCUACACGUAUAUUCAGUUUCUCUGAUCAGUUGAUGUUGUAUUGGUUUGAUGGGGGAUAUCUUAUAUUCUACAACCUGCAAAUGAAACAUUAUAACGUGGUAGAGGGCACCCGCUCCUGUAAUGAGGAAAAUCGUGCUAUUUUUGAGGCUAAGAUGUCAGGGAUCGCCCCAGACCCUGGUAUUUGUGAGGAUGAUGAUACUCAUUGCCCCUGCUCUGACUAUCAGCUGCACGCGCAAAUGGAAAACAUCAUUUCACUAACAAAGUUCAUUCCUGAAGGAGUCAAAGUUGCUGAAUUUGAUUGUAUCGAUUCUAUCGAAGACUGGAUGCUGUUCAUUCCUGAAGGAGUCAGAGGAUGGGUGACUAGACCCUAUUCGCUUGAAGGUUGAAGCAAUAUACGGUACAAAUUUAAUAGGAGUCUCAGAAACUGAAAAAUAUGACAUCUCAUUCGUAGCCGUUUCGAUCGAGGAAUCACAUUUCAUUUCGGUUAGGUUGCUUAUAUUUUGUACUUUUGAGAUCUCUUAUGUCUAAAUCUGGGCAACUUGGUGUUUCAUGGUUGUGAUGAUUAAGCAUGAGAUUGAAAUACAAGGGAAGAAGGUGGGGAUUAUAUAGGCGAAGAAUGAAGCGCGCAUCUCAGUGCUAAGUCUGGUACAUUGUUUACGCCUUGUGCAGGAGGAAUCUCUUUUUGCUACUCUACUAAUUUCAUACUGUACUAAAUAUUUGUUGCAGUUUAACAUUUAGAAUUUUGGUCGUGUCGGCAUGUAGUGGCGGUUUACAAAUUUGAUACAUUAAGUUCUUUUUUGAUUAAUUUUGGGAGGAAUAAAUGUACCAGGUCAGUCUAUGGUGA